Molecule: messenger RNA, 996 nt
Organism: Penicillium argentinense
Lineage: Eukaryota; Fungi; Ascomycota; Eurotiomycetes; Eurotiales; Aspergillaceae
Product: porphobilinogen deaminase
Exons: 2
Coding region: 1-996 (331 amino acids)
Biological process (GO): heme biosynthetic process
Cellular component (GO): cytoplasm
Molecular function (GO): hydroxymethylbilane synthase activity
Source: RefSeq, a predicted model, not a curated record
AUGACCGAAACGCCUUCUACUGUCCAAUCGCCGCUUCGGAUCGGCACCCGGCGAUCCAACCUCGCUGUUGUUCAGGCAGAGGGCAUCCGGGAUCGUCUGCGAGAGAUCGUGCCAGACCAAUCCUAUGAGAUCGAGACUCUUCGUACGUUGGGUGACCGAGACCAGUUGACGGCGCUCUACAACUUUGGCGCUAAGAGUCUUUGGACCACCGAGUUAGAGGAGAAGCUCACCUCUGGUGAAUUGGAUGUCAUCGUACAUUGUUUGAAAGAUAUGCCGACUCGGCUGCCCGACUCGUGUGAGCUUGCAGCUACUCCGCAACGGGACGAUCCCACAGACGCACUGAUCGUCAAGGCCGGCCUACCGUACACGAGCUUAAAGACUCUGCCCGAUGGCGCAGUUGUAGGCACUUCAUCGGUUCGACGGUCGGCCCAGCUCCGCCGGCUUUACCCCCAUCUUCGCUUUGCCAAUUUACGCGGUAACGUGGAGACUCGUCUCGCAAAAGUAGACGAUCCGAAUAGUGAGUAUACGUGCAUGGUCAUGUCAACGGCCGGCCUCGAGCGCGUAGGCCUCAAACACCGCAUCAAUCAAUACCUCCACUCGAAGGAUGGGGGCAUUUUCCACGCCGUCGGCCAGGGCGCCCUGGGCUUGGAAAUUCGCAAAGGAGACGCGAAGAUGCGCGCAUUGCUAGAUCAGUUAGCUGACCACAAGUCAACUCUUGCUUGUCUCGCCGAGCGGUCCCUGAUGCGAACGCUAGAAGGCGGCUGCAGUGUCCCUAUCGGUGUUGAGACCGAAUGGAUUCAACCCGACAAGUUGCGGAUGACUGCCAUCGUCGUCAGUCUGGAUGGCUCCCGGAGCGUCCAGGACACCGUUGAUGCAAAACUCGAAACUGCCGACGAGGCGAACGCACUCGGCCAAGAACUGGCCGCAAGACUAGUCGCGGGAGGGGCAGAGGCGAUUUUGAAAGAUAUCAACGCCAACCGGCCUGCUAAGGACUGA